Molecule: messenger RNA, 1017 nt
Organism: Penicillium canariense
Lineage: Eukaryota; Fungi; Ascomycota; Eurotiomycetes; Eurotiales; Aspergillaceae
Gene: trm8
Product: tRNA (guanine46-N7)-methyltransferase
Exons: 3
Coding region: 1-1017 (338 amino acids)
Biological process (GO): tRNA methylation; RNA (guanine-N7)-methylation
Cellular component (GO): tRNA methyltransferase complex
Molecular function (GO): tRNA (guanine(46)-N7)-methyltransferase activity
Source: RefSeq, a predicted model, not a curated record
AUGGAAACACCAGUACCGGGAAAGCGCCAAGCGCGUGAAGAAUACCGCCGUAAAAUCAAGGAGCAAACUGAGGGCGAUGGCGACUCCUCCGCGGUCAAGUUGCCCAGGAAGAGAUUCUUCCGGCAGCGCGCGCAUGCGAACCCCUUCUCGGACCACCGUCUGGACUACCCCGUGAGCCCCGCGCAUAUGGAUUGGGCAUCGCAUUACCCUGCCUUUGUCGACCCCGAUCCAUCCAAAACAAAUCUCAGCGGUGCACGGAAAUUGACCAGAGAGGUUGAGGUCGUGGACAUUGGAUGUGGAUUCGGCGGUUUGCUGGUCGGGCUGGCACCUUUACUACCAGACACCUUGAUGGUUGGCAUGGAAAUUCGCGUAUCAGUCCUCGAUUACGUGCGCUCUCGCAUCUCCGCUCUCCGCCUGCAACAACAGAACCUGAAGGCCAUCGCCGCCGGAAACAGCACAGGCCAACCCUCAGAUACACCCGCAAUGCCCGAUGUGGAAGACGAUGAGAUCGGCAGCACGACGACUAUUGUCCCCGGCAACUACGAGAACAUCACCGGCAUCCGCGCCAACACCAUGAAAUUCCUGCCCAACUUCUUCGCCCACCACCAGCUCUCAAAGAUCUUCGUGUGUUUCCCGGACCCGCACUUCAAGGCACGCAAGCACAAGGCGCGGAUUAUUUCAGAGUCGCUGAAUGCUGAGUAUGCGUACGUGCUGAGGCCCGGCGGGCUGUUGUACACGAUUACUGAUGUGGAGGAGUACUACCACUGGGUGCUGCGACAUUUCAAGUAUGAGAAUGAAGAUGGCGAGAAUGGCGAGAAUGGCGCUGAGCAGACCGAUGCUCCUACCGGUGGCAUCAGAGACCUGUGGGAACUUGUCUCUGAUGAGGAGCUCGAGGCCGAUCCCUGUGUGCAGGUGAUGAAGUUCGAAACCGAGGAGUCGAAAAAGGUUACCCGAAACAAGGGGAACAAGUACGUGGCUGUAUUUCGGCGCAAGGCGGACCCCGAGUGGCCUUCUUAA